Chironomus riparius is the source of this 511-nucleotide messenger RNA. The record is from the annotation of a GenBank genome assembly. NCBI's taxonomy places the organism in Eukaryota, Metazoa, Arthropoda, Insecta, Diptera, Chironomidae.
UUGUAAAUAUUGACAAGAUUUUAUCAAAAAUUCCAACAAAGAAACAUAAACUUUAAUUAAGCAUAAUGGAGGCGAAAAUGGACAGUAUCUUAGAUGCAAUGAUGCAAAGGGAUCAAGUAACAGGUGUUCUAAUUGCAGAUAAUCAAGGAUUAUCGUGUGGAACUAGAGGAAUGGCACAUUCGCAAGCAUCAGGUCUGAUAACAGAAAUUUCACAUCAAGCUGCAAAGAUUCAUCCGAAUUUAGAUGCACCAGUUGUCAUUUUAGAGUCAGAAAACACAUCUGUGACGAUAUCAAAAUACGGACCACAUACUGGUGCCAUUUAUAAAAAGAAAUCUCCAUCAAAGAAGUAAAUAUAAGAAUCAUUGAGCUAAUAAGACUAAGGAAACAAAAAAUAAAAAAAUGCUGUGGAACAUAAAAUAUUAAAUUUGUGAGAUUUUAGUGCCGAGCAGCACUCAAUAAAAAAUUAAAGAUGAAUUAAGAAGAAAAUGAUGUAUUAUGCCAAUAAAACAUA